AGCGACAGAACGGAAGUUAAAUUUUCAACAUGGAGUCGAAAGAGGGAGAAGUGGAUACUGACAAUACGAUAAUCUCAGAAAAGAUAGAGAAUAUGGAACCAGUAGGUGGGAAAGGCAUUGUAAAUGAUGGUAAUAAAAAGGGAAAUAUUUCUGAAAUAGAUUUCAAAACUCCAACUCUACCAAUAAAAUCUAAACGAAUCGAGAGAGAAAACGUCAGCACCACGAAAACAGACACAAGUAAUUUGGAGUCACGUGCAACUGAAGAAGUUAAGAAAGAACUGAUAAAAGAGACUAGAAAACCUCCACUCAGUCUCCAAGCAAAACAAGUCAGCAAGUUAUCCCCAGCGGAGCAGUUACAACAGUCCCGGAUUGCCAUUCCUUACAAAGAACCCUCCUGGGGUGGAAUAUGUGAAGAAGAUUACAAAUUUGAAGUUUUAAAAAAUGGAGCCAUUAUUGACAAUAUUAAAUUGGAUAAGAAUUAUAUUGUGUUUGGGAGACUGCCAAGUUGUGAUGUGCCGAUGGAGCAUCCUUCGUUGUCGAGACACCAUGCUGUGGUGCAGUUCUGCAAAACAAGUACCGAACAGCAGGAAAAGGGCUGGUACCUUUAUGACCUAGACAGUACACAUGGAACCUGGAUUAACAAAAACAAAGUGUAUCCAAAGAAAUAUUACAGAAUUAGAGUUGGGCAUGUUCUGAAGUUUGGUGGGAGUACAAGGUUACAUAUACUGCAGGGGCCUGAAGAAGACAGAGAAGAAGAGUCAGAUCUGAGUGUAGAAGAGAUGAAGCAACAGAGGGAGAAGCAAAAGAGGGAGGCAGAGUUCCUCAGGCAGGCAGAACUGGCUGAAGAAGAGCGAAAAAUACAGGAAUUGAAGGCUAAAGAAGAGGCAAGAGGAUGCUCAUGGGGAAUGGGUGAGGAUGCAGAAGAAGAUGAGGCAGACAACCCAUUUGCCAGUCUCAUUAACUCAGAGAAUGAGCAACUCUACAUAGAUGAUCCCAAAAAGGCACUCAAAGGAUAUUUUGAAAGAGAAGGAUAUGAAGAACCAGAAUACAAUGUCCAAGAAAAUGGAACUGGGAAAUUUAGAUGUACAGUAGAAUUACCAGUGGACACCCCAACAGGAGAGCCAAUGGUGGCUGAAGCCAUUGUUUCUGGGAAGAAGAAGGAGUCUGUUAUACAAUGUGCUUUGGAGGCCUGUCGCAUGCUGGACAGAAUGGGUCUACUAAGGGCAGCAACUCAUGAGAGUCGUAAGAGGAAGAAGAAGAACUGGGAGGACGACGAUUUCUAUGACAGUGAUGACGACACGUUUCUGGACCGAACGGGAGACAUAGAGAAAAAACGCAAACAGAGAAUGCAGAAAGCAGGCAAAAUGAACGACCAAGUGGAAACUUACGAGUCAUUGACAGAAAAACUUGACAACAUACAGAGGGAAAUAAAAGACAUUGAAGAAAAUUUGGCCAAAGCAAAGAAAGAGACUGAGGCAAUGCAGGAGGAAGGAAUAGAUGCCCUGGAUGCCUACAUGUCAGCCAUCAAAUCAGGAGCCAUGGAUACCAAGACAAAGAUGAAACUGAAGAGACAACUCCUGGAGCUGAGGAAGGAAGCACAGAAACUGCAGAAGCUCAUCAACGUAGCUAAACCUGCAGCCCUGCCACAACUCACAAGUAACAAUGCUGCAGUAAAGGCAAGGACAGACAAAGCCCAUUAUACAUUUGGUAGACUGAAGAAGCCAUUUGGAAAUCCUAAGCCUAAGUCCCUUCCAAAGAUCCCGACUGAGAAUGAGGAAAACAUUGUGGAGGAAGAGGAGGAAGAUGAGGCUGUCUCCAUGGAGACCACUGAAACAAACACCUCCUCGGUAGAUACCUCAACCAAGACUCCAGGGACGGAAGGGCAGAACAGAUUAAAUGUGACCGGGGAGGCUGAAUCAGUGACUAAAACUGUAAAAAAUGGUGAAAGCAUUCAUGAGACCUCUGAAGCAGAGAAAACUGUGACUUUAAUAAAAGAUUCUGCUGAGCCUCCUGCAGCACCCAUAAUCAAGGGUCCCACCAUGCCUCCUCCUGAGUUGAGAGAGCAGGAAAGCAUGGAAGAAAGUAUUUCAGUGGAAGAAAACAGAAAGUCAGAGAAACAAAAGAAAAUCAAGCCCCUUCCUAAGGUAAAGAAACAAGAUGUGAAACUGGGACCUUCCUACUCCUCUGAGGAUCCAGACUACGCUGUGUGGGUCCCUCCAGAAAAUCAAUCAGGAGAUGGAAAGACAUUUCUAAAUGAAAAAUUUGGAUACUGAUUUAAUACGUAUUGUUCACCAAUCUGUAAAAAAUAAAGGAAAAAUACAUGUG
Saccostrea cuccullata (small rock oyster) is the source of this 2325-nucleotide messenger RNA. Its product is annotated as kanadaptin-like. Lineage: Eukaryota; Metazoa; Mollusca; Bivalvia; Ostreida; Ostreidae. Bases 30 to 2273 code for a protein of 747 amino acids. The record is from RefSeq and is a predicted model, not a curated record. Gene Ontology annotation, molecular function: mRNA binding; protein binding; RNA endonuclease activity producing 5'-phosphomonoesters, hydrolytic mechanism. The transcript has 12 exons.